Miniopterus natalensis is the source of this 1294-nucleotide messenger RNA. It is a transcript of the gene PPP1R35, whose product is annotated as protein phosphatase 1 regulatory subunit 35. Gene Ontology annotation, cellular component: centriole. Gene Ontology annotation, molecular function: phosphatase binding. The record is from RefSeq and is a predicted model, not a curated record. Gene Ontology annotation, biological process: positive regulation of centriole elongation; negative regulation of phosphatase activity; positive regulation of cilium assembly. Lineage: Eukaryota; Metazoa; Chordata; Mammalia; Chiroptera; Miniopteridae.
GACAGUUAAGUUAAAACUGUCCCAUCUGCCACCGGCAGGGAGGGCUAACACACUCCGACUGCAGCUGAAGCUGGGCGAAGAUUCCACAGGGAAAGGACAUACGUCAUAGAUCCGGAAGGAGAAAUGGUACAAAUGGGGAUCCGUAGGGCUUCCGGGGCUUCAGCUCUAAUAUCCUGGCCUAGGGGUGGGGCCGAGGUUGGCUCUUAGAGGCCCGCCAGGAAACAGGGGGAAGAGCAACGAAAAUGACGCUAGGGAGCGUCAACGGGGCGGGGCGGGGGCUUGUCUCCCAGCCCCCUUGGGCAGGGGCUAACGGUUUCCGGUAGCAAUGUCCGGCAGGGGCCGGGAAGAGGAGGUGGCAAGACUGUGCCCUGUGAGCCUUGGCUCCCCCAGUAACCCGUACCCCUGCAGCCCCUUCAAGAUGAUGGGCUAUGGGGAGUCAGAGCUGAAAUCGUUGGAAGGGGAGGAAGCCGUGGCGGCCCCGGGACCACCCCCAGAGCCUCGCGCCCCGGAGCCCGGAGUCCCAGUGCCGGACCGUGGCCUGGAUCUGAGCCUGAGCCUGAGCCCGCGGUCUGAGAGCCCCGAGCUGCCGAACUGCAGCCCGAGGCGGGGGAAGGGGCGGGCAAAUCGACAGGGCGGGGCCCGCAAGGGGCGGCAGGUCCGUUUCCGCGUGGCGCCGCCCUCCCCGGUCCGGUCCGAGCCGCUGCCAGUCACCGGCGCACCGAGCGAGAGGCCCGCGGCGUCGCAGGACCUGGGAGCGCCCGCGCAGCACAGCAGCCUGGCUUUGAGCCUCGAGCUGCAGGCCGCGCGGACCGCAGCCGCGGGCCAGUUCGAUGCCGCAAAGGCCGUGGAAGAACAGCUGAGAAAGUCGUUCCAGACCCGCUGUGUCCUGGAGGAGAGCGUGGCCGAGGGGCUGAACGUGCCGCGCUCCAAGCGGCUGUUCCGGGACCUGGUGAGCCUGCAGGUGCCCGAGGAACAGGUUCUGAACGCUGCGCUGAGGGAGAAAUUGGCGCUCCUUCCACCGCAGUCCCGCCCCCCGCCCCCAAAGGAGCCACCUGCGCCAGGGCCAGACAUUACUAUGCUGUGUGACCCAGAAACAUUAUUUUAUGAAUCUCCACACCUGACCCUGGACAGUCUGCCCUCUCUCCGCCUUCAACUCCGCCCACGCCCUUCAGAGGAUACUUUCCUCAUGCAUCGGACACUGAGACGAUGGGAACUGUAAACCUGGAGUCUCCCAGAACUGCUAGUUAGUAUUUUUGUGUUAAAAGUAUCAGAAUAAAGUGGUUUUGCUAACUAA